Molecule: messenger RNA, 1998 nt
Organism: Habropoda laboriosa
Lineage: Eukaryota; Metazoa; Arthropoda; Insecta; Hymenoptera; Apidae
Gene: rump
Product: myelin expression factor 2
Exons: 9
Coding region: 103-1872 (589 amino acids)
Cellular component (GO): nucleus; cytoplasm
Molecular function (GO): mRNA binding
Source: RefSeq, a predicted model, not a curated record
UAUAAGACGCUUCAUGAUCGCGUAUGUUUGCAUGUACGGUGUCUUUUACUCUUUUUAACUGCGAACUUUAAUAUAAGUUCUUCAAGUAAUCUAGUUUGUUAAAUGAAAGAAGCCUCAACGAUGCUCAAACAAGAGGAGAGUCAAGUGCAGAAUAAUGACGAAAGGGACCGGAGUAGGGAACGCGAUCGUAAUAGGAGGUCAGACAGGCAAAAUCGAAUAAACUCUACGAGUCGUGAUCGCAGUAGGGAACGAAACGAUCGUGGUGGUCGCAAAGCUUCAGAUCGUCGAAUCUAUGUAUCAAACAUUCCCUAUGAUUUUCGUUGGCAAGAUCUUAAAGAUUUAUUCAGAACUGAGGUUGGGAAGGUUGCUCAUGUAGAACUUUUUACUGAUGAGAAUGACAAACCAAGAGGCUGUGGAAUUGUUGAAUUUGAAGAUUCAGACUCAGUAAAAAUUGCUGUAGAAAAAAUGCAUCGGUAUGAUAUUAAGGGAAGAAAGCUGGUCGUCAAAGAGGUAGACUUUGAUAUUGAGCGUGAUAAAUAUGGUCGGUUGGCAACAGCUCGCAACAAUGAAAGAGUUCGUGAUGAUAGAUUUAGAGAUCCACCAAGACCACAAGGUGGUGGGCGUCAAAAUAUGAAUGCCCCUACAGGUGGUGGUGGUGGUGGUGGUGGCGGUGGAGGAGGUGGAGGUGGUGGUGUAGGUGGAGGUGGUGGUGGAGGUGGUGACAGUAAAUUUGGAAAUACCUAUGGUUUAAGUACUCAGUUUUUAGAAUCUUUAGGUAUUAAUGGGCCUUUAGUUACUAGAGUAUUUGUGGCAAAUCUUGACUAUAAAGUGGAUGAAAAGAAGUUGUUGGAAGUAUUUAAAUUAGCUGGUAAAGUACUACAUGUUGAGUUAGGAAAGGAUAAAGAUGGAAAAUCGCGAGGAUUUGGAGUUGUAGAGUAUGAUCAUCCAGUAGAAUCUGUACAGGCUAUAUCAAUGCUUCACAAUCAACAACUUUAUGACAGACGUAUGACUGUUCGACUUGACAGAGCAAAUGAACCAGACAUGCCACCAAAGUUACCAGAAGGUUUAAAGGGAAUUGGAAUGGGACUUGGAGCUGGUGGUAAUAGGCUAAUGGAUGUAGCUAGAAACAUUCCCAAUGUACAAGCAAAUAACCCACCUGUUGUGAAUCCUAUUUCGGCUCCUGUAUUAGCUGCUGGAGCUUUUGGUGCUGGCUUAAACAAUGUUGUACCAGCACAGUUAGCAUCUGCUUUAACAAAUACAAAUGCAGCAGCUCUUCAAGCAAGUCUUGCUGGAGGUUUGAGUGCUAACCUGACCACCAGUUCUUUGCUGAAUUCAUCUUUGACAAAUGAAUUGGCUUCUAACUUAAAUAAUUUCGGCGGAGGAGUUGGAGGUUUGUCUAAUUUACAAGCCUCUUUAGCUGGCGGACAAAGCAACAAUUCCUUUGCGCCGCGAGGCUUAUCUAAAAUGGACAAUGAUGUAGGCUUCGGUGGAAACAAUGCUUUUGGUGGUUCUAACUUCGGGGGCGGCAGAGAUUUUGACGGUGGAUUCAACAGAGGGGACAACGAUCGUGUUCCUGGUGGAGGGGGUGGUUUCGCUGGCAAUCAAGGUCAAGGAGGGGGUGGCAAUAGACAAAACACAAAUGGUUCGCGACCAAUGUCAGACACAAUUCUCAUAGGAAAUCUUCCGCCUAAUACGACAUGGCAAAUGUUACGGGACAAAUUCCAAGAUGUGGGGGAGGUGAAAUUUGCUGAAAUGCGAGGCACUGACAUGGGCAUGGUGCGAUUCGCAUCUGAAUGGGAUGCUGAACGUGCUGUGUCUAUGAUGAAUCGGUCGCGUAUCGACGGCAGAACGAUCGAUGUUCGCCUUUACUAAAAGCUGAAAAAUAACACUCAAGCGAGAGGAGACUGGGUGUUCGUAUGUCGUCUGCAGGAUUGUUCCACUCCUGAUGACAAUACUUGAAAUUCAUCCUAGUUGUGUGGCAGAACUUAGGACAGUGGG